This is a messenger RNA of Chara braunii, 2117 nucleotides long. The record is from the annotation of a GenBank genome assembly. Lineage: Eukaryota; Viridiplantae; Streptophyta; Charophyceae; Charales; Characeae.
UUAAUCAGCGAAAGACAGAUAUCACCAUUGCAUUGGGGGUCGGUGAGGGAGAGAGAAAGCAGGAAAGAGGAGGAGGGAGGGGGAGGAGGAGGGAGGAGGAGGAGGAGGGAGGAGCGGACGGCAAGUAAUCGAAAGAAGGGAGAGAAAAAGGAGGAAGAGCGAUAAAAGGAUAAAGCAAGAGGAAGAGCGAUAAAAGGAUAAAGCAAGAGGAAGAGGAGGAAGAGGAGGAAGAGUGGGGGGAGGAGGAAGAGGAGGAAGAUAAGGGCCCGUAGUAAGUAUUUGACAAAGAAAGCGAGUUCCUCUUUCUCCGAGGUGUGAGAGAAAGAAGGGAGAAAAGAGAUGGGAAACAAUUUGUCGAACUGCUGGAAUGGCAAACUGGUGGCAUCUGACGAUAUCUCAUUUUCCAAAGCGGCUAUUAAGGAGAAGAAGGCACGGAGGAAGCACGCCAAGGCUUUGAGGUCCGUCUUGCCAUCCCAACUACCUUUCUCUUAUGGCAAAUCCAGCGGACCAGGCAAGUAUGUCUUGGGGGUAGGUUAUCGAGAUGUGCACAGAUUUUACGACAUCGGCAAGGAGAUAGGUAGGGGUAUGUUUGGAGUGACAAGGCUUGCAGUAGAUAAGCGGAACGGUGAGGAAUUCGCUUGCAAGACGAUCAGCAAGAAAUGGCUAAGGUCCAAAGAUCACUUCAGGAGUAUAAGGAGAGAGGAGGAGAUCUUGAGGCAUUUGGAAGGACAUCCGAAUAUCGCAAGAUUGGUAGAGAGCUUCGAGGAUAAUCAGGCCGUGCAUUUCAUCUUGGAGUUGUGUAGAGGGGGUAUGCUUUAUGAUAGGGUCACAGCGAAGGGGUUUUAUACAGAGCAAGAGGCGGCAAGCAUGACACGACAAAUCGUCGAGGUAGUAAAACACCUCCACACGGUCGGGGUAAUGCAUCGGGAUCUCAAGCUGGAAAACUUCCUCCUUGCGGAUCACAGAGAGGACUCCCCUGUCAAGACGAUCGAUUUCGGCGAACGAUUUUCAGAGCUCGUUGGAAGUGCCUACUACGUCGCACCGGAAGUGAUUGCGAAGGACUACGGGCCGGAGGCGGAUAUUUGGAGCGCAGGAGUUAUUUUGUACAUGCUUCUUUCGGGCGCCCCGCCGUUCUAUGAUGUGUCGGAAGAAGGAAUUCUCGGUGCAGUGAAGAGGGGGGUGUUUGACUUGCAGAGCGAUCCGUGGCCUUUGAUAUCGGAUCAAGCGAAAGAUCUGGUGAAGGGAAUGCUCAAAGUGAAGCCUACGGAGCGGUUAACGGUCGAUGAAAUUCUGAAUCAUGAGUGGCUGCGAAAGGAUGGCUGUGCCUCAAAUGAUCCCAUAACUUGUCCUGUACUAAGUAGAAUCAAGCAGUUCAUGAUGAUGAACAAAUUGAAGAGGCUUGCGUACAAUGUUAUUGUUGAGGCUUCUCUUAAUGCAGAGGAGAGGGACAGUCUGCAGAAGCAGUUUCAGGAUAAGACGGGGUUCAUUACGGCAGAAACACUGAAAGAGGUUUUAAACGACGACGAGAUGAUGGACUGCGUCAGAGAUAUCAUUCACGAGUACGACACGGACAAGGACGGAAGGAUUGAUUUCGAAGAGUUUGCGGCGAUGAUGCAGCAGGGGUACGCGGAGGGCACGGGAGUGAUAGAACCGGACGGGUACUGCCCGCCGCUCUCUCCAGCGCCUUAUAUCGUGACGCAACUUGCAAAGAAAGAAGCAGAGGAAAGAGAGGAGAAGGGGGGAGGGGAGACGAGCGAUAGUACGGGAGACGAGUCGCUUUGAAAGCGAAGCGGAGGCGCAGAGCUGAUGCCCGCAUCAGUUCGGAGUAGGUGUAUGUGUGCGCUACAGAGAAGAGAGACAGCGUCAUGCUCCUCGUUGGAAGGGGUCCAAAUAGCGGAAGAAAGAAUCUUUGGGGUGAGAUCUUCGACCGACGAACGAUGCGAACCGUUGUUGAUUACGCCCUUUGACACAUGUUUUCCCCCAUGUAGAUUCGUUUUGACCAGCAAUGACUUGAAAGGAUGCUGGAGGAGGGAUCCAGCAUGUCAACGAAUUCAGUGAUUGAUUUAUCCACCAGUCAAAUAAUCAAUCAAUCAAUCAAAUCAAAUCAAAUCAAAUCA